This is a messenger RNA of Echinops telfairi (small Madagascar hedgehog), 5268 nucleotides long. It is a transcript of the gene SCN11A, whose product is annotated as sodium voltage-gated channel alpha subunit 11. NCBI's taxonomy places the organism in Eukaryota, Metazoa, Chordata, Mammalia, Afrosoricida, Tenrecidae. Gene Ontology annotation, cellular component: axon; plasma membrane; voltage-gated sodium channel complex. The transcript has 25 exons. Gene Ontology annotation, biological process: sodium ion transmembrane transport; neuronal action potential; membrane depolarization during action potential. Bases 1 to 5223 code for a protein of 1740 amino acids. The record is from RefSeq and is a predicted model, not a curated record. Gene Ontology annotation, molecular function: voltage-gated sodium channel activity.
AUGGAGGACAAGUUCUACUCAGUGAUCUUCCCAGACGUGCGGAAUUUCCGCCCCUUCACUGCUGACUCUCUCGAUGCCAUUAAUAAGCGGAUUGCCAUCCAGAAGCAGAAAAAGAAAUCUGAAGAUAAGACAGCCAUAGAACCGAAUCCUCGACCUCAGCUUGACCUCAAGGCCUCCAGGAAGUUGCCCAAACUAUAUGGUGACGUCCCCAGGGAGCUCAUAGCAAAGCCCCUGGAAGACUUGGACCCCUUCUACAGAAAUCAUAAGACGUUUAUGGUGUUGAACAAAAAGAAGACCAUCUACCGCUUCAGUGCCAAGCGUGCCUUGUUCAUUUUUGGACCGUUCAACUCAAUCAGAGGUUUAGCCAUUAGAGUCUCGGUCCACUCGCUGUUUAGCAUGUUCAUCAUCUGCACGGUCAUCAUCAACUGUGUGUUUAUGGCCAUCGCCCCUGGGAAAGACACCAGUAGUACAUACGCUGAGUAUGUCUUCACGGGGAUCUAUAUUUUUGAAGCUUUGAUCAAAAUAUUGGCAAGAGGCUUUGUUCUGGACGAGUUUUCUUUCCUUCGAGAUCCCUGGAACUGGCUGGACUCCAUUGUCAUCGCAACUGCGUUUGUGUCCUAUUGCCCGAAAACCAACAUCAGCUUGUCCUCCUUGCGGACCUUCCGGGUGUUCAGAGCUUUGAAAGCUAUUUCAGUGGUUUCAGGUCUCAAGGUCAUCGCUGGGGCCUUGAUUCGCUCGGUGAAGAAGCUUGUGGAUGUGAUGAUUUUGACCUUCUUUUGCCUGAGUAUCUUCGCCCUGGUGGGGCAGCAGCUUUUCAUGGGCAAUCUGAACCAGAGAUGUGUCAAGGUGAACUGUACCAACGAAACGAUUGCUAGAGAUAAAGAGGGUUGCAUUGAAAAGAAAAAAGGUUCGACGGAAGACAGGAUGUGUAGCCUCUGGAGCAAUGCCAGCUCCUGCUCGGAACAAUUUACAUGCAAACACACCAAACACAAUCCUGAUUAUAAUUAUACCAAUUUCGACAACUUUGGCUUGUCUUUACUUGCCAUGUUCCGGCUGAUGACCCAAGAUUCGUGGGAGAGGCUUUAUCAACAGACACUGCACACCACUGGGUACUACUCGGUCUUCUUUUUCGUGGUGGUCAUCUUCCUGGGCUCGUUCUACCUGGUGAACUUGACCCUGGCCGUCGUCACCAUGGCUUAUGAGGAGCAGAACAGGAACGUGGCUGCUGAGACGGAGGCCAAGGAGAAGAUGUUUCAGGAGGCCCAGCAACUGUUAAAGGAGGAGAAGGAGGCUCUGGUUGCCAUGGGAAUCGACAGAAGUUCGCUGACGUCUCUGGAAGCCUCCUCUUUUUCCCCAAAGAAGAGAAAAUUCUUUGGUAGCAAAAAAAGGAAGUCCUUUAAGAAAAAGUCUAGAAACGACCAGCCUUCCGGAUCUGAUUCAGAUGAAGAAUCCAAGAAAAAGCCACACCUCCUAGAGCAAACCAAACGGCUCUCCCAGAAUCUGUCAGUGGACCCGUUCGAUGAGCAUAAUGACCCCUUUCAAAGACAGAGGGCUUUGAGCGCUGUAAGCAUCCUCACCAUCACCAUGCAGGAACAAGAAAAGUCACAGGAGCCUUGCCUCCCGUGUGGGGAAAACCUGGCAUCAAAAUACCUCAUAUGGAAUUGCAGCCCUCAGUGGAUAUGUGUGAAGAAGGUGUUGAAAACUGUGAUGACUGACCCCUUUACUGAACUAGCCAUCACCAUCUGCAUCAUCGUCAACACCAUCUUCCUGGCCAUGGAACACAACAAAAUGGAUGAAGGCUUUGUGAACAUGCUGAAUAACGGGAAUCAGGUGUUCACGGGCAUUUUCAUAGCAGAGAUGUGCCUCAAAAUCCUGGCACUGGAUCCCUACUACUACUUCCAGCGCCGCUGGAAUGUGUUUGACUGCAUUGUGGCGAUUCUGAGUUUUGCCGAUGUGAUGACCUCCACCAAAUGGCCCUUUUUCCGCUCCUUCAGAGUGCUGAGGGUCUUCAAGUUAGCCAAAUCCUGGCCAACGUUAAACACGCUGAUUAAGAUCAUUGGGCACUCCUUUGGAGCCCUUGGGAACCUGACGGUAGUCCUGGCCAUUGUUGUCUUUAUUUUCUCAGUAGUUGGCAUGCAGCUUUUCGGUACCAAGUUCAAUGCCAAUAUUUCUAACUGUAGCCUGACAAGCUUAUGUCCCCGACGCUGGCACAUGGAAGAUUUCUACCACUCCUUCCUGGUGGUGUUCCGAAUUCUCUGUGGGGAAUGGAUCGACAACAUGUGGGAAUGUUUGCAAGCAACUGAAAACUACUUGUGCAUCGUUAUCUUUCUAUUGAUCAUGGUGAUAGGAAAACUUGUGGUGCUUAACCUCUUCAUUGCCUUGCUGCUCAACUCCUUCAGCAACGAGGAGCGAGACGGGAAUGCAGAAGGAGGGGCUAAGAAGACCAAAGUGCAGCUGGCCCUGGACCGCUUCCACAGGGCUUUGUGCUUGGUGAUGCGGACGCUGCGGCAUUUCUGCUACAAGUGGUGCCGGAGGCAACGCUCAGCCAGACCAAAAGAGGUCAUGGGGGAUUCCGCAUCUCAGAGCAAAGAUAUCAUUCCCCUGGUCACCGAUAUCAGAAGGGGUCCCGGGACACUGGAGGCUUUGGGUGCCCCACCCUUGCCACCCAAGGCUGUGGGCGAUGGGCAGGAGCGGACCUGGUUGGCCCCACUUGCUGAGGAAGAAUGCGAUACCGAGUCUCCUGAUGGCAACAAUCCACAGACUUCCCUACGACCCGAAGCUGGAAAACAGGUCCAUGAACUUCACCAGGAAGCCAUGAAGUCUACCAACCUAGAAGUUCAAAGUGUGGAAAUUGACAUAUUCUCGGAAGAUGAUGAUUAUCUGACACUUCAGAAUCCCCAAAAGAAGUCUGACACGGCUAGUAUGCUGUCGGAAUGUAGCACUAUCGACCCUACGGAUCCCUUUAGGCGACUACCUGAAAUGACCCCCAAAAAGCAACCUGAGAGAUGUCUGCCCAAAGGCCUGGGAUGCUGCUUUCCAUGCUGUGGCGUGGACAAGAGAAAGUCCCCCUGGGUCAUAUGGUGGAACCUGCGGAAAACCUGCUACCAAAUAGUGAAGCACAGCUGGUUUGAGAGCUUUAUUAUCUUUGUGAUUCUGCUGAGCAGUGGGGCGCUGGUAUUUGAAGAUGUUCACCUUUCGGAACAACCCCAAAUCCAAAUAUUACUUAAUUGUACUGACCGGAUUUUCACAAACAUUUUUAUCCUGGAGAUGGUUCUGAAAUGGGUGGCCUUUGGAUUUGGAAAGUAUUUCACCAGUGCUUGGUGUUGGCUGGAUUUCAUCAUUGUGAUUAUCUCUGUGACCAGUCUCAUCAACGUAAAGGAGUUAAAAUCUUUCCGGACUCUACGAGCUCUGAGGCCCCUCCGAGCGCUGUCCCAAUUUGAAGGAAUGAAGGUGGUGGUCAAUGCUCUCAUAGGUGCUAUUCCCGCCAUCCUGAAUGUUUUGCUUGUCUGCCUCAUUUUCUGGCUCAUAUUUUGUAUUAUGGGAGUAAAUCUCUUUUCUGGAAAAUUUGAAAGAUGUCUUAAUGGAACAGAAAUUGCAAAUGUUGACAGCAUUGCCAACAAAACCCAAUGUGAGAAUCAAAGUUACCCCUGGGAAAACCUGAGAGUCAACUUUGACAACGUGGGAAUGGCUUACCUUGCUCUUCUGCAAGUGGCAACAUUUAAGGGAUGGAUGGAAAUUAUGUAUGCGGCCGUGGAUUCCACAGGGGCCGGCAACCAGCCCAGGUUUGAGGAGAAUAAGUACAUGUACCUGUACUUCAUAGUUUUUAUCAUCCUUGGCUCGUUCUUCACUCUGAAUCUCUUUAUUGGUGUUAUUAUUGACAACUUCAACCACCAGCAGAAAAAGAUAAGUAUAUGCAGGAACAAAUGCCAAGCGUUCGCGUUCGACCUGGUCACCAGCCAGGUCUUUGACAUCCUCAUCAUCAGUCUCAUUGCCCUCAACAUGGUUAGCAUGAUGGCCGAAACAGCUGACCAAAGUGAAGACAUGACAAAAAUCCUUGAGAAUCUCAACCUGGCCUUUGUGGUUAUCUUUACAGUAGAGUGUCUCAUCAAAGUCUUUGCUCUGAGGCAGUACUACUUCACCAAUGGCUGGAAUUUAUUUGAUUGUGUGGUCGUGGUUCUUUCUAUUGUUAGCACAAUGAUCUCUGCUUUGGAACACCACAACAGCAUCCCCUUUCCUCCCACACUCUUCAGGAUCGUGCGCCUGGCUCGGAUAGGCCGGAUCCUGAGACUCGUCCGAGCCGCACGAGGAAUUAGAACUCUGCUUUUCGCCCUGAUGAUGUCCCUGCCUUCCCUAUUCAACAUUGGUCUUUUGCUCUUUCUGGUCAUGUUUAUCUAUGCCAUUUUUGGCAUAAGCAAUUUUUCCAGGGUGCGGCCCGAGUCUGGAAUUGAUGACAUCUUCAACUUCCGAACCUUUGUCAGCAGCAUGCUCUGUCUCUUCCAGAUCACCACCUCGGCAGGCUGGGACACCCUCCUCGGCCCCAUGUUGGUAACAAACAGCUCGUGUGACCCCUCUGUGGAUGACUGCUACCUCUCUGUCAAAGCCAUAACCUACUUUGUCAGUUACAUCAUCAUCUCCUUCCUCAUUGUGGUCAACAUGUACAUCGCCGUGAUUUUAGAGAACUUCAAUAUCGCCACCGAGGAAAGCGAGGACCCGCUGAGCGAAGACGACUUCGAGAUAUUCUACGAAGUCUGGGAAAAGUUUGAUCCCAAAGCAACACAGUUCAUCAAAUAUUCUGCCCUUUCUGACUUUGCGGAUGCCCUGCCUGAGCCUUUACGUGUACCGAAGCCAAACAGAUUUCAAUUUCUAGUCAUGGACUUGCCCAUGGUGAGUGGGAAUCGCCUGCACUGUAUGGAUAUUCUCUUCGCGUUCACCACGAGAGUGCUUGGUGAAUCCGACGGCCUGGAUGCCAUGAAGGCAAUGAUGGAGGAGAAGUUCAUGGAAGCCAACCCUUUCAGGAAGCUGUAUGAGCCCAUCAUCACCACCACCAAGAGGAAAGAAGAGGAAAGGUGUGCUGCUGUGAUCCAAAAGGCCUUUCGGAAGUACCUGGGGAAGAUGCCCAAGGGUGACUUGGAAGAGGGCCCGCCUCACUCAUCACUCCAGACAUUCUGCAAUGGAGACUUGUCCAGCGCGGGGGUGACUGUAGGCAAGGUCCACUGUGACUGAGCCCCUUGCCUCCACCCCUACCGCACAGCCCCCCAGCCUUCACUC